Messenger RNA from Cyclospora cayetanensis, 786 nucleotides. Its product is annotated as 60S ribosomal protein L7-3. Bases 1 to 786 code for a protein of 261 amino acids. Gene Ontology annotation, biological process: maturation of LSU-rRNA from tricistronic rRNA transcript (SSU-rRNA, 5.8S rRNA, LSU-rRNA). Gene Ontology annotation, molecular function: structural constituent of ribosome; RNA binding. The transcript is spliced from 7 exons. Lineage: Eukaryota; Apicomplexa; Conoidasida; Eucoccidiorida; Eimeriidae. Gene Ontology annotation, cellular component: cytosolic large ribosomal subunit. The record is from RefSeq and is a predicted model, not a curated record.
AUGGUUAAGGGCACGGAGCACCUGCAAGAAGCUGGGGGGGCCAGGGGGGCCUUGAGGCCGCGAGUAGCUGGCGAGUCUCUCAAGGUGGCAGAGACGAUAUUGAAGAAGAGGCAGCAGGACUUGAAGGAAAAGGCAAAAAGGGCCAAGGCUCUAUCGCAAUUCAAACGGGCAAAGAAGGCCUCACUGCACACGAACAAGGUGAAGUCCGCUCAGCACUUUGUCAAGAAGGCGCUCCUUGCCAUGCAAGACAGCAAACGAGUGCGGGUCCAGAGAAAUCGGAAGGCUAAGCAGCAGCGACAGCCAGACUGUCGAGUGUACUGCGUUGUACGCAAUCACCGCAAGGGCGGCUGCAGGGAGACGCGCAAGGCUCUCGAGGCCCUGGGCCUCUCCAAGCCAUACAGUUGUACACUGAUUCCUAACGACGAGACGGCGACCACAACCCUCAGAAAGAUCUCCCCCUUCAUAUUUUAUGGCCUGCCCUCCGCAGACACCGUUCGCAGGCUCUUUCUGACAAGGGCUCGCAUGCAGAGCGACGAGGGGGGCCCCCCCGUGCCUCUGUCGAAUAAUGUGAUGAUUGAAGACGCCUUUGGGUCCAUGGGCAUCCUGUGUCUGGAAGAUCUAGUGGAGCACAUCCUCACGUGCGGCCCUCACUUUGCGCAGUUGAUGCAGAAGGUUGGGAAGUUUCAGCUGACAAGUUUGAAGCAGGUGGAAGGUUUGGAGGCGAAGCGCAUGGAGUACGGAUUCUUGGGGGACAAGAUAAACAUUAAGGUCACUCAGCUGACCUGA